ACUCCCAAAAUAAUUCCGCAGCAAUCCACAGAUUUUUACGAAAAUUCUUUGCAGAAAUAGCAAAAAACGUUCGCAGAUUCUUUCUGGCCCUAUCCAUCAGCCAUUAACUUUAAUGCAGAAGUAUGAGCCCCAUCACAGCUAAACAGAUGAAAUGGGGAGUCCACAGUCCUGAGCUAGAUCUGAUUGAAAAUCUCUGAAAAACCCUUAGUGGCAAAAUUGUGACACAAUCCCACUACAGUUACCAAACUGUGGAAGAGGCUGAAACAGCACGUUUGUGCUGUCGUAAAAUAAAACAACAUUAUACUUAUUUUCUAUUAUAGAAUUGAUUUAAAUGUUGAUAAAAUUACAAAUUAUAAUACUGACACUAGUUUCGUCUCGUUUUUAGACGCAAUAUACAGAUCCCAUAAAAUCAAAAAGCUUCAGAGUGGACCUCGACCACACUGCUUUGCUCGGUCGUUUGGUUUCUUUGACUCAUCACGAGUCUGGCCGGUAAGAACAGCUUCAAACCGGUUCUUUAUAUCACCGGAUAAAAGGGCGCACGCUGAGAAAAAUACACGCAGUCACGGUCGUGCUCUAACUGCGACUUAAUAUUGAUUAAAACAUAAAGUAACACUGCGUUUUAAUUUCUGAAAGCACCUCUCCUGUCACCACUUUACUUUGCUCCUCUGGGGGUAAGACGCAAGUCCCCUAAUUCUUGAAAGAACAAAAUGUACUUCUAUUUAAGCACAUAGGCUCUAAAGCACAGACGUGAAUGUUUGUUCCUGAAUUAAGUGGUUGUUUAUUGUCAUACGAGUCGGGGAGAAACCUCAGCGCGCUUCUGUUGCGCCGCCGUGCGCGCGCUGGAGAGAGAGGUGGGUGCGCGCUACAAACGGCACCAAGUCUCUUCGCGACUGCGGGAUUUCAAAAAUGUGUUGGACUAAUAUAAAGGGAACAGGGCAGUCCGGUCGGUGGUCUCUCCCCCUUCUAGGUGUGGUCUGUGUUCAGGAGUGUUCAAAACGAGCCGGCGCGCGGUUCUGGACUGGAGAAGGUAUUCAGCGGAGAAGCGCGUGAGAGACUGGCCUCUGGUCCAGUGGGGACGAGCGGUUCAGCGCUCUGCGAGUAAGAGCAACAUCCACCUGCAGUCUGUGUGUAAACUGUAGUCAGUGUAACAUCAGUGCUGAGAAUGGCUGCUGUGAAGAGAGAGAGUGCUUUAGAUGGUGGAUGGGGAUGGAUGAUUGUGGUGGCCUCAUUCAUGGCCCAGUUUCUGUCUUUUGGAUCACCUCAGUCUGUCGGGGUGUUGUAUCCCGAAUGGCUCAAUGCCUUUCAGGAAGGAAAAGGCAUGACAGCUUGGGUCGGAUCCAUGGUAUCUGGGGUUGCACUCAUCACUAGCCCAGUUUGCAGUGCCUGUGUGGAUAAUUUCGGCGCUCGACCGGUAACCAUCUUCAGUGGUGUGAUGGUGGCCGGAGGGCUGAUGCUGAGCGCAUUUGCUCCAAACGUCUCUUUCCUCAUCUUCUCCUAUGGCAUUGUUGUUGGCAUGGGCUGUGGACUUGUCUAUGCUGCCACACUGACCAUAACCUGCCAGUACUUUGACAAGAGGCGUGGCCUGGCGCUGGGCAUCGUCACUACAGGUACAAGUGUGGGCGGCUUCAUUUACGCCACGCUCCAGAAUGAGCUCAUUGAGUUGUUUGGUUUGGAGGGCUGUCUGCUUAUCAUUGGGGCGCUGGCGCUCAACUUGAUGGCAUGUGCCGGGCCAAUGCGACCUUUGAACUUACCUGGCUACUACCUGAAACAGAGAGCUGCCCUACAACGCACCGAGGAACCAGAACCACUCUAUACCAAACCAACUGCCAUUAUCAUUGACUCUGGAUCUGAUCUCAAAACCAAACCCGGCUCAGCCGAAAACCCUACCACCAUGAAACUGUUGAUCACCAAAGAGCCUACAGAGCUGCAGGACAGUGACGGAGAACGGAAAGUCCACAUAUUGUCUAGUUCAAUAAUAGCACGAGCCAUUAAGAAGUGGAUGCGUCCCUAUGGACAGUAUUUCUGCGAAACUGUAGAGCUCCUACAGGACCGGGUCUUCAUGGCUUUCUGUAUCACCAUGUUUCUGUUUAGCUUAGGAGCAUUUCCACCUGUGCUCUUCAUGGAGGACGUGGCCCAGAGUGAAGGGCUUAUUGAUGGGAUUGCGCUGAUACCGCUGGUCUCCAUUGUUGCUAUGACUACAGGCAUCGGUAAGCUGAUUCUGGGUGUGCUGGCAGACAUGCGAUGGGUCAACAGUCUGUAUCUGUACGCCCUAACGCUCAUUGGCUCUGGAACUGCUCUGCUUCUCAUCCCGGUGUCCAAGAGCUAUUUGGGGCUACAGAUUCUUUCAGCUGCAGUUGGGUUUUUCUCAGGGAACUGGUCUCUUACAUCAUACAUCACUACUAAGAUUGUGGGCAUUGAACGGCUUGGUCAGGCACAUGGGAUUCUCAUGUGCUUCGGAGGGUUUGGAAUUGCACUUGGGCCACCAGUUGUAGGUUGGUUCUUCGACUGGACUCAGUCAUAUGACCUGGCGUUCUACUUCAGUGGCACUUGUGUUUUAGUGUCUGGUGUGUUUCUGUUCUUGGCUGCACUGCCUUGCUGGAACAGGACGACACAAGAGGGAAAUUCUCAAGCAGAAGCGGAUGUAAACACUUCUCAACAGCAGCACUCUUUUGACUGUGACAAAGUAGCCUCCGUGGCUUGAACAAUAUUGCCUUUAACAUUCUGGUGAACAUGCAGAUGUUUGUCUGCUUUUUCUUACCUGGCUAUUUGACAAGGGCAUUUUACUGAUGGUGCCAAACUGAUUCUUUGGUUCAUUGUGAGAAGAUGUUUUUAUACAUUUCCCACAACCUUGGUAUUUUUUAUUAUCAAAGGGUAUAUUCGUUUUUUCCCUAGAUGCUCAUGAAGACUGCUUCAUUUUUGAGGCCUAUAUCUAUAGCAGAAGUUUAUAGUGUUUGUUUAUAGUAUUUUCAGUAGAUUGUUUACUGGACACAGAUUAUUAUUAUUAUUAUUAUUAAGUUUAUUAUUAUUAUUAAGUUUAUUAUUAUUAUUAGUUCUUUUGUGUAGACUUUGAUCACUUGCCUUGUUACUUUACUCUGAGACAAAUGGACUCACUGAUUUCACCAACCAGUGAAAAUACACAGUAGUUUCCAUUAAUAAGCAUGCAGAAAAUUAUAGAAUGUGUGAAUGGGAUUUUUCACUGCAUAUAUAGCAUGAAACGCAUAGAAAAAAUGACAAUCCAAAGAUUUCUUUCUUCUUUUGCCCUGUUAAGGACUUAAAACAAGUAACAAGGACUUCAAACAGAGAGGAAAUGCACUUUUAAGCACUCUUUUAAAUAGCCAGUGACUGCACAGUAUUUUUCUACAUUUUUUUUCCAUUCACAACAGCUUCCGGUGCAUCAUCUCCUUUUAUUAUAACCAAAGUGACAAACAAUUUUUUUUUUAAAUCUAGAAAAAAGGCCCUAUUUUGAAAUGUACUUACUUAUGUUUAUUGUUAAGAUAUACCUCAGCAUGUUAGUCAUUUUGAAACAUAAGAACAUGCUGAUGAAAAAUCACCAAAAAAAACAAAACAAAACCAAGAGGCUGAGUUUGGCUGUAAUGUACUGUAAGUGUGUAUGUGUGUGUCUGGUAAUACAGUCAUCCUCCAUAGUUUUUUUCAACAGGCUGGUCCCUGAAAACGUUUUUGUAUAGUUAAAAUACCAGUUCAGUAAUUUCUUUUUUAAGUGUUAGUGUAUAAUUUAAAAUAUUAGCAAAGGAAUGUUGAGUAGAGGCCACUACACUUGUGACCAAACACUUGCUUUGAGUCUUGAGUGAACAUUUGACAGGGUGCAUAAUAAUUCUAUCUAAAAUGUAUCGUUGUGCCUUUAUAUAAUAUCUCAGUCUUGUUUCUUUUGUACUGUACCAUUUGUUCAUUUUUAAGUGAUAAUAAAAAGAUUUCUAUGACAGGCAUCAAAACUUCACCACA
Molecule: messenger RNA, 3960 nt
Organism: Danio aesculapii
Lineage: Eukaryota; Metazoa; Chordata; Actinopteri; Cypriniformes; Danionidae
Gene: slc16a9a
Product: solute carrier family 16 member 9a
Exons: 6
Coding region: 1163-2701 (512 amino acids)
Biological process (GO): transmembrane transport; monocarboxylic acid transport
Molecular function (GO): monocarboxylic acid transmembrane transporter activity
Source: RefSeq, a predicted model, not a curated record